Aedes aegypti (yellow fever mosquito) is the source of this 698-nucleotide messenger RNA. RefSeq lists its product as uncharacterized. NCBI's taxonomy places the organism in Eukaryota, Metazoa, Arthropoda, Insecta, Diptera, Culicidae. The record is from RefSeq and is a predicted model, not a curated record. The transcript is spliced from 3 exons. Bases 138 to 476 code for a protein of 112 amino acids.
UUUGCUAAAUAGAGCACGUACGAUAUAUAAGAACAUGAGCACGGUUUCGUCAGCAGCUAGUUUGUACUCUCGUUCUGAACCGUUAGCAAAAAGGACACUUUAGUCUUCAGCGAUAAGCGCCAAUCGAUCAGUUAAAAAUGAACGCACUCAUCUUGACUUUCGCUCUUUUCUGCGCCGGAGCUUCCGCCCAGAUCUAUCUCAACCAACCGAUCGCCUUGGCGCUUCAACAUCAACCGGUUCAGCAAGAGGCCUCUUUGGCACAUCCGGCUGUCGUGGAAAAUGCACUCAACGAGGCACAGUACCCGGCGGAGUUCAGGAACAACAUCUACAAAAAUCCACACGUUGCCGAGGCGUUGGCUAAGGAAUCUUGGUUCGGAGACAAGGAAAUGCCAGUUUUCGAACGAGCUGCCGACAAGAUUCCCCGCGAACGUAUUCUGAAGAUUUUCAAGAACGCCGGCUUUGUGCGUCGACGUUAAUGAUGCUCGGAGAACAUGACCAGACUUUUUGAUUUUGAUGUCGGACCACGAUUGGUUGCCUCUCUACAAAUGCGCGAUGCUGCAAUAAUGUUGUUGCUCCUCACCAUGUAAAUAUAGGAUAGAAACUGUUCCUGAAUCAUGUUUAGCUUAGAAUAUCGAAUGUCUGUGUGUAUCUGAUAUUAUUUAUUUGUUUCAGAAUAAAAAUAACUUAUUGGAUCGAAA